UACUUUCGGUUUGUUCAGGUACGUUUAAUUUUAUUGAAUUUGUUCAUUUACUUUUGAACAGUUCUUUACAGAGCUCCGUCCUGUUGACCUGGACUGUCCGUUUCGGCCACAUCAUUUGAGACUGAAGCCGUGAAAUGCGAUCAUGGAGAAGUGUUAUGAUCCCAGAGACAGCACUUUGAAAUUUGUGAACAGAAAGGACGAGAUCACAGGAGAUGACACUCCAAAUGUUCUGCGAGUAGAAAUGUCCUGUGGACAUGCUGUAGACCCUAAUUCACUUACUGCUUGGUGCCGGAGCCUUAUAGACCAGGGUCAUUUCAUAUUUCACUGUCCUGCUGGAAAGGAAGGCACUGUAGAGAAAUGUAACAAGCAAUGGCCUUAUGUGGAGGUUCGCAGGCAUGCACUGCUGACUGAUGAAGAACAGCAGUAUUUUGAAAAUAAAAUUGCCAUAAUUGCUGCUGCACAGUAUUGUGAAUGCAAAUCGUGCCCUAGAUGUGGAAGUUGUGUUGAACGAAAAGACCUAACAAACCUGUGUGUUUUUUGUAUCAUUUGUGCGAAAGAGAAGGGAAAAUCCUAUCAAUUCUGCUGGCAAUGUAUGAAAGAGUGGAAGGGAAGUGCACCACGCUCUGAUCGAUGUGACAAUGACGGGUGCACCAACAUCCAACUAGAAACCCUGCAAAACUGUGAUACCAAGACUUUACCCUACAGCAAAAUUCAGCAAUGUCCCAAAAUUCGUGCCUGUCCUACAUGUGGGCUUCUCAUAGAGCAUAAAGAAAGGUGCAAAUUUAUCAUGUGUACUAGAUGUCAUGUGGAAUUUUGUUUUGCUUGUCUGCAGACUGAAACAAUUUGCAGCAAAUCAUCUAGUUAUAAUCAGGUUUGUGCUGUGGCUCCAAGACAAAGAAGGGUUCCUGUGUGGAGUCGUGUUUCAGAUUCAAAACCAUCAAACUCAUCAAGUUCUACAACUACUGAUGAAUCUUCCUGGUGUACAAUUAGUUAAGUAAAUAUGCAGACUCUUAAGAUUGCAUGAAAUAUGAAAAUGAUAACAAGUAAAUCAAUGUCACAGUACCUGGAUUUUACUUCUGCUGAUCAAUGUAAUUAUAUUGUACAAAUUAUUGUGUUGGUGUAGGAUUAGAGUAUCUAAGAGUAAAACAAACAUCAAACCCAGGCUUUUUUUUCCCUGUUCUUCAUUGACAAAUAUUGUAAAUAGAUGUGGUUAUAGCUUUAUGGUUGUUUUGACACCAUGACAUAUGCAAUUGAGAUGUGUUUUUCAAUGAUUGCACUGUCCCUAUAUGAAUGCUUAAUGUGUUUGUUACAUCAGUCCAAGUGAUUUCUUAAUGUUUACUUAAAACAAGCAAUUCUUUUUCCAUGCAAUAAGAUGUAGAAAACAACUGAAGAUCAGUUGCUGUAGAACUAUGCCUGAAAAUGUUGUUAAUGUACUUACCUAUAAAAGGUUUCACAAUGUAUAUCAGAGACUAUCAAUGCAUUAAAAGAUGUUUAAAAAUU
Hemiscyllium ocellatum (epaulette shark) is the source of this 1500-nucleotide messenger RNA. RefSeq lists its product as uncharacterized. The coding region runs from base 143 to 994 and encodes 283 amino acids. The transcript has 4 exons. The record is from RefSeq and is a predicted model, not a curated record. Lineage: Eukaryota; Metazoa; Chordata; Chondrichthyes; Orectolobiformes; Hemiscylliidae.